Molecule: messenger RNA, 7680 nt
Organism: Cladocopium goreaui
Lineage: Eukaryota; Dinophyceae; Suessiales; Symbiodiniaceae
Source: the annotation of a GenBank genome assembly
AUGUCUGCUUUGGAAUGCCUUCAUUGGCGCAACUUCAACCAGACCUCCGACGACCUGGUUGGAACUGAGGGGAAGAAUGGCGUGCCACGCUAUGACGGCGAGGCGGCGAAGUUGGCCGAGUACAGCUUCCGGGUGAAAAUGAUGGAAGCCCGUACAGCUGCCAUGGACCAGACAGAAGCCAAGAAACUCGGGCCAUUAGGCUUGAGGUUGAUUGAAGGACUUCGUGGACAAGCUCUACAAGUCGCCACAGGACUAGAUGUGAAGAAGCUGGCAACUGACGAUGGACCGACCUUGCUGGUGGACACGCUCUACAAAGCCUUCAAGCCUCGACGAGAUCAAGAAGCUCGAGAGCUCUACAACGCUGGAGCUCAGACCAACGGUGUGUUGUCUAGGCAACCCACUGAAUCUAUGACGUCUUUCUGCCUGAGGAGACGGACUUGGUAUGCCAUGCUGCGCGACCUUGACGACUCCCUGCAGCUGCCCGACAACCUGUUGGCCGAGCAGACUCUGGUGUGCGCUGGGCUGAACUAUGAUCAUCAGCUGAUGAUCCGCACUGCACUUCAAGGACGAAUCACGGUCAACUCCGUCAUGGAUGAGUUGAUCGCUCAGCACAGCCGCAUCCACGAGAUCGAGGCGAGACGUGGUGGUGACUUCAGUCAUGGACGAGGACGUGGAAAAGGCAAUCGCUACCCCUCUCGAUUGCAGAAACCCUGGCAGUCAUACCACGCUGAAGAUGAUGGAGAAUGGCAUGGAGAAUCAUGGGACAACUCAUCGCAAUCGCUGGGUGGCUAUGAGGAUGAGGCCCAAUCCAGCUACUAUGGAUCGACGAUGAGCACCUAUGAUGGGGAGACCUACAACUCUGAGGAGCACUACGACGAUGCGGAUCCCUACAUCGACUCCUAUGCCAACCUUGUGGAGUAUGGCUUGGACGAGCACAACACCGAGGCCCUGGACUAUGCCGCCGAGAUCAUCCAAGCUGAAGGUGAGAUCUACUUCGCCCACAAGCGAGCACAACAUGCAGGACUUGCUGGAUUUGGAGGAUUCGUGGACAAGGGCAAGAGCAAAGGCAAAGGCAAAAGCCGUAUGACCAACGAUGAGAAGAAGGCAAGAAUCGAAGCUUUGAAGAAGCGAACUGUCUGUCGCCGAUGUGGACAGACAGGCCAUUGGUCUACGGAUGCUGUUUGUCCGAAGAACCGACAAGGUUAUGGCAAGGGAGCUGGACCUACUUCACCGACUUCUUCUGGAGGUGGAAGUCCGAAAGGUGGCAAAAGCCCUGGAAAAGGAUCUCCGAAGCCCCGCAUGGUCUACUUCACUGUGAAUGAGUACACUGGCUACAAUGGUGAUGGAUCGGAGAAUGCGGAGUCCUACAUGGCUGUCAACCCUACACCUGGUGGACGAGAGCUGACUGCUGAUGAGAUGUUGGAUCAAGCUCUUGCAGAACAUCAUGCAAGGCAAUUGGCUGCAGCUGCUGCCGCGACCAACCCUCAUGCUCUUCCUGGUGGACUUCCUGAACUACCUGUACAUGGUGGAGUACCUCAUCAAGCUGUUGCCCAACCUGCUGCUCUUCACCCUCAUGAACUGCCACCGGAUAUGCAGCUUGUGCAUCACCGUGCAGCCGAGCACUUGGUGCCAGUUCCUGAGGAUGACAUGGACUACGACGACAUGACGCCUCCCUUCACUGCCUUUGGACAGCAAGUUGCUCUACAACCUGCACCGGCUACACCAAUGAGAAUGCCAACACCUGCAGCGACGAGCCCAACGCCCACUGCAAGAUCUACAUCUGCUGAGGUUUUCUCUACACCGCCUUCUGGACCUGCUGAACGUGAAUGUGAGCACAAGAGAACUACGAAGCAAGGAUCGAAUGCCCACAUUCAGCGUGAGAAGUGCUUGGACUGUGGAAAGCUGCUGAAGUCUGAAGCAAGAGAAGCUGCCGCUUCCAUGGAGACAAGAGAUCGGAAUGAAUGCCCGCAUGUGAGAAAGGAUUUCCGUGGGACUACUGGCACGAGCUGGAAGUGGACAUGCAAGGACUGUGGAGAAUCCAGGACUGGCCACAAGCAACCUGGACAGACUGGAGAAGCUGCUUGGAGAGCUUAUGACACGUCGACGCCACCGUCGUUGCCUCCUAUGUCAAGCUCUGGCUACACUCCCAGUCCGGCUUCACCGCAUGCCACUGAUGAACCAGGCCGUGUGAUCGAACUCAUGCAGAUUGCCAUCGGUGUCCAGUAUGACCUGACGAACCAAAAUCCCAUCGGUGCGGAGCAGUUGGAUGUGAUCUACAACAAGUGCCGGAAUCGAGUCUAUGGCACCAGCUUUGACCCGACGGCAUCGAUGUCAAGAUCUGGAACUACAUCCCACCGAUUUUCUCCGACGACAGUGACUCCGACUUCACCACCGCGACCAAGAUCAACCGCUUCAUCGGCGCCGCCUUCACCGACGCCAUCAAGGACUUCUGUGGCAAGCAGUUCUUCCUAUGUGGCACGAGAUGUCAAGGCCGAGGAGCUGGAGCAAUGGGAAGAUGAGACACUCAAGAGUGGUGCGCAUAGUGGAGUCCGAUUUGGAAUUGUCAGAAGUGGUGACCGACGCUACUGCGCCUUCAUCGUCCAGAAGUACCAGACUGGUGGACUCAGAGAACCAAGCCUGAUUGAAUUUGCCCGCUACCUCAUCUUGAUGGAUCAGCGCCAAGGUGAUGCUUCCUUUAUGGCCAUACAUGGAGAAGGACUACCUGAAGACAGCAUGCUUGCAGUCAUUGACACUGGCUGCAACAACACCUGCCAUGGAUCAAGGUGGUUCGACUCCUACCAGAAGAUGAUGAACCUCGACAUCCCCUUGGAGCAGACCACCGGCAACUACUUGGGAGUUGGUGGAAAGAUCAAGGUGAAGGGACAGCGACGUAUUCCUGUGGUCUUCCAGCUGAAGGAUGGUGGAGAAGGACAUGGAACAAUUGUCUCAACGGAGCUGGAGGAGAGCGAUGCCCCACUUCUGUUGAGCACACGUGCACAACGAGCACUUGGCCUCACCAUCGACUUGGGCGACCAUGACGAGGAUGUCAACAUCUACAGCAAGACUAUGAAUGGAGAUUUGGAGGUGAUCAACCGCGGUGGACUACCUGCUCUUCGACUUCUUCCUGGUGAACAUCGAGAAGGAGACUACGUCUUCCACUCUGACGUGAACGAGACUCCUGUGUAUGUGGACACCGAGGAGGAAUCCACCAACGACGGCGACUCACCAAAAGCUGAGAUUGAAGAGGAGGACACGCUGGGCUAUCUUUCCUUGGAGGAGUGUUCCAUCAAGGCCAUGACAAAGGGCCAGAAGAAGAAGCUGCAGCAAUCUUUGGAGACUGGAGAAGGAGGACGCAGCUUUGUGGUCUACUUUGAGAUCAGAGAAGCCAAUCAAACCUGGAGAGCUGCUACUUUGACUUGGAUGGCCGCUUCCUGGGGAUUGCCUGUGUCCGAACCCAUUGACUGCCUCUACAACUAUGACCUCCUGAAGCCUGCACAUCGAGCUGAAGUUGAACGAAGAAUUCAGGUGGAAGAUCCAUUUCUUUUGAGCCUUGCGCCCAUUUGUGGACCAUGGAGCACCAUGCAACGGAUCAACUUGGCACGUGGAGGAGAAACUCAAGCCAAGAUCUUGGAAGAUCGGAAGAAAUGGUACCCUGUGAUCCAAUGGAUCGUCAACUUGAUCAAGGACCGACUUGGCAAAGGUCGAGAAGUGAUCCUGGAGAGCCCGUACUAUGGACUUCUAUGGGAGCUCAAGUGCAUCGACGACCUCAUGGCCGAGAACCCGGAGAAUGCCCUGACCGGCGAGCACUUGGAACUGAUGCACAUUGACCAGUGCCAAUAUGGACUUCGAGACCCCAGCACAGGACUUGCUCUUCAAAAGGCAACUGGCCUUCUCACUGCAUCUGAAUGGAUGAAACUCCGACUUCAACGACGUUGUGGAAAAGACCAUCAACAUCGACCUAUUGAAGGCUCCAACAUCAGCAAGACUGCCGAACAAUGGCCUCCUGAACUUUGCGAACAAAUUCUUGGAGGAGCUCUGGAUGAGAUGAUUUAUGGCAACCUCAACAUGGCCUUCCCUGCGGAGCUGGAGGUUGAAGAACACCAAGAACAAGGACCAUUGGAUGGAGUUUUCAAUCCAGAUGAUCUUGCUCCACUACCAAAGCGACGAAGGACUGAUGACCCUGACUUCGUGAUGGAGGAAAAGAUGCAGGAGGAUGCAACUAUGGCUGACAUGCCUGAUGUGGCUAUGAAACAAGAAGAACAUCGACGACAGAAUUGGCUGAAACUGCCCAGAGAGAAGCGAUUAGCUCUGAGGAGACUUCACAACAUGACAGGCCACUGCUCUCACGCUGCGAUGACACGCAUGCUCAAGGCAUCUGGCAGCGAUCGAGAUGUGAUCCAAGCUGUGAAGUUCUUCCAAUGUCAAGUCUGCGCUGAGACUGCCAAGGAGGAGAAAGCCAACGUCACCAAACCACCAAGGCCAGCGCACCAGCAACGUUUCAACUAUGAGGUGUCGGCUGAUGUGUUUGAAGUACAUGAUGCUGCAGGAGCGCCUGACUACUUUGUUUGUGAUCAAGGAGUACACAACAGAGGAAAGGUGGCACAUCUGCUUGAGGCCCAUGGCACGACCAUCAGACAAACUGCUGCUCGUGCGCCAUUUCAACUUGGAGUUGGAGAAAGACACGGAGGACUACUCAAGGAGAUCAUGAAGCGUGUGAUUCAUGAACGACAACUUCAAGGAGCAGAUGACAUCGCUGCACUCUGCAGCGAGGCCGCAAAGGUGAAGAACAGCCUGCUCAACCAUGCUGGCUAUACGCCUUCGCAAUGGGUCAUGGGUUUCAUGCCCGAGGACAAGACAAGCAUUUUCAGCUGCGACUUCGACGAGAACAUGGGUGUCCACCAGAACUUGGUUUCAAUGGAGGAGGAUGAAAGGGGACCCCAAGAUGUUUUCCAGAAGCAGCUGUUGCUCAGGCAAUUUGCCAAACAGGCUUACAUGGAAGCCGACUCUUGUCAGAAGAUCCGCAAAAGUCUUCUGAGGAAAAGCGUUCCUAUGAGAGGACCGUAUCAACCUGGUGAUCUGGUUUCAUUCCUCAAGAAGGAUCGAUGGCUGGGACCUGCACGAGUUCUUGCAAACGAAGGACGAUCAAGUCUCUGGCUGGUGCACAAUGGUGUCACCGUUCUGGUUGCUGAGACAGCUUGCCGACCAGCAACAAGCCAGGAGAUUCUCAAGAAGCACGUCUUGGAGCUUCGCCCUUCACGCAAGCGGAAGCGCAUGCUCUACCUGGACGAGCUCGAUGAUGAUCCAAUGCCCUUCGACGAGGACUUGGUCACCGCCCAGAACUUACGUGACCCAGGCCAAUCGCCAUAUGCAGAUCUACAAGAAGAUGAUUCAGGUCGGACUGUGGCACCUCGACUUGGUGCACCUGGACCAUCCGACAGCCUACAAGGUGGACUUUUUCAACAUGGUGGACUACCUGUACCUCCUGGACUUCCCGCACAAGCAGUCGGACCACCUCCUGGACUCGAUCUUCCAGAAGAGAUGGAUGGUGAUCCUGAAGUAUCAUCACCGGUUGCGGGACAACAUCAACAAGAAGUUCCCACCGUGGCGCAACCCAGUCCACCGGAACCAGAGGUCACUCCGGCAACAAGUACCUCUGCUGUCGCUGCCGGGCACACUCCAUUGCCAGCAGGUUCACAGAACCGCUCCAUGUACAGCUUCCUGGCCAACCGCUCUGAGAACAAGAAGCGCAAGGUCAAGAAGAAACCACAGAAAGCUGGAGCCGGAAGAGAGCUGAACUUUGAGAAGGAAGACGACGCGGUGAAGAAGGAGCUGAUCCAAGCGAGGAUCAAAGAAUGGAACAAUUGGGUCAAGUACACCGACGUCAAGGCCAUUAGCAAGGAUGAGUUGGAGAAGCUGAAGAAGGACAACCCGACCUUGAAGGUCAUCCCAACGAGAUGGGUGGAUGUGAACAAGUCAGAGACUGACGAAGAGCCUCGAUACAAAUCCAGGCUGGUUGUCCGAGGUGAUUUGGAAAACGCUACCUCUAUGAGGACAGAUUCUCCGACGGCAUCUACCACUAUGCUGAACUGCGUGUUCGCUCUUUCAGCUUGCAAGCGAACAUCCCUCCGAGCAGGAGACAUCUCUGCAGCCUUUCUUCAAGGCAGUACCCUCGACCGCAUCUUGGUACUCUCAAAGCCAAAGGGCGGAAUUCCCAAUGAUGAUGGGACCAUCAACUAUGAGGAGGAGUACUACAUCGUUUCUUCCACCGUCUACGGAACGAAAGAUGCUCCCCGAGGAUGGUUCAAGGUCUUGGAUGGGACUGUGAAGGAAGAAGGUUUCAAACAAGUGCCAUUUGAGCCAGCCGCCUACACCCUUUUGGAUGAUGAUGGGCAACUGGCAGGCAUGAUGGUUGUUCAUGUGGAUGAUAUGAUUUGGACUGGCAACCAGUUCAUCAUGGACAAGAUGGACCGCAUUUGCCAGAAGUUCAAGUUUGGCAAGCUGGAGAUUGACGAGUUCAGAUUUUGUGGAAGAGAUGUGAAGAGAACAGCUGAAGGCAUAUCCAUUACAUGCCCCACGCUGAUCGAAAAGGUCAAGCCCAUUUACCUUUCAGUUGGUGACAGGCGAGAACCUUCCAAGCCUGUGACAGAAGACAUCCGAUCCCAAUUGCGCAGCAUCAUUGGAUCCCUGGCAUGGCUUGCACGAGUGUGCCGCCCUGAUUUGAGCUACGCUGUCUGCCGUAUGCAGAGCACCGUGCACACUGCCACCAUGGACGACGUCAAGUACGCCAAUGGUGUGAUCCGCUACGCCCAGAAGACGAAGGCCAAGGGACUAUUCUAUCCAUCUGGCUGCUUUGACUUCAACAACCUCAUGAUUGUGGCCGUGCAGGACGCCUCCCACGCUGCUGACUAUGACGUGAGUGGAUCGGGGAAAAGAUUGGGACAUCGCAGCCAAUCUGGCCGACUUCUCUUCCUGGCCGACAAGAGCUUUCAGACAUCCCGAAAAGGUGUCUUGCUACCGAUCGAAUGGCAUUCCACUGUCCUGAAGCGAGUAUGCCGCAGCACGCUACAGGCUGAAACACUCAGCCUACUUCAUGGAGCUGAAGAAGCUGACCACCUACGCUUCUCCCUCUAUGGACUAUGGCAUCCUGAUGGACGUGGACAAGAUUGGGAAGUGGCUGCCCAAGACGCAAUUUGCGUCGACUGGUUCACUGAUUGCCGAUCCCUGUGGGAGCAUUGCAAUCAACCUGGUGCGAGCGUGGUCUCAGACAAGAGACUGGCCAUUGACCUCUCCCAGAUCCGACAACAUGUUUGGCGAGCACCUGGCGAACUGGUGGGCGACCCUCUCCUCACUGACCACAUCCCUGGCGUUCAUGCCAUUCGAAUCUCCAAACGUGUUCUAUCGCUCAAAAGUCCGCCACACCCGGCCACAGCCGGCCGUCUUUCUGCGCCAGGCCCCGAAUGCAACGGUGUGGGCGAGACAGUGUGCCAGAAGUGCGCUGGCACCGGUUUGCCUGCGAAACGCCUGAAAGGUCUGAUGCGCGAUCCGAUUUUCGCGAAGGUGGCCUUCCGUCUCAAGCGACAAAGGGUGGACGUGAACACCGUGGAUAAGAUGAAGGCGGACGUGAAGAAAGCCGUGGACGCCGCCGAGAAGCGUGCUGCAGAGAAAGGCGAAACUAUUUAA